Molecule: messenger RNA, 1613 nt
Organism: Dendroctonus ponderosae (mountain pine beetle)
Lineage: Eukaryota; Metazoa; Arthropoda; Insecta; Coleoptera; Curculionidae
Product: twisted gastrulation protein homolog 1-A
Exons: 5
Coding region: 340-1074 (244 amino acids)
Biological process (GO): regulation of BMP signaling pathway
Source: RefSeq, a predicted model, not a curated record
GGUCUUGAUGGUACCAUCAGUAAAAGCCGGACCUGUUCGUCAGAUGAAGUAAAAUACCGUACAGCAGACGACGAAGUCAACUCGACUGCGGCAAUCCAACACGCUAUGGGGAAACCUGAAUUCGACAACACUCAGUCUAGCAUUCUCUCUCAGCCUUGCGUUUUGCCACACUCAGUGGAUUGAAAAAAUUCUGCAGAUUCGCGUGCUUAUUUAUAUUGGCUCUCGUCAGCCUCCGUGUUAGUUUAUUUGUUUUUCUUUAUACUGUGAGAACAGAAUUCAAACAGGAAGUGCAUCGCAUAGUGUAUCAAGAAACAUAUUGCAAAAGUUUGCAGUGCCAAAAUGAAGCUCAAAGGCAUCCUUCUACUGAUUUUUGUCAGCUACAUUCCAACCACAGUGAUCGGUUGCAACGAAGCUGUUUGCGGCAGUGUGGUUAGCAAGUGUCUUCUAACCAAAUCCUGCAACUGCGACUUCAAUUUCGAAAAUUGUAGCUGCUGCAAGGAUUGUCUCAACUGUUUGGGCUACCUCUAUAAUGACUGCUGCUCGUGUGUAGAUAUGUGCCCGAAGCCCAACUCAACCACAAGUCCGCUGAGCAAAAAAUCGCACGUGGAAGACUUCCAGGAGACCAUUCCCGGCCUGUUUAGCGCCCUGACGGAGGCUCCCGACACCCUAAACCGAUGGGCCAGCAAGACUUUCCCUAUUGACAUCGAUCUUAGCCAAUAUUCGAACAAAAAGGAAAUCAAACUGCUAACGCAGCAAAACAAUGCUGAACAACAAGUGCUUCCAGAAAAACCGAACCCAACAGUUUUCACUGUGAAUUGCACAGUGGCAUUCUGGUCGCAAUGCAUGAGCUGGACAAAGUGCAAAAGUAGCUGCCAGUCUAUGGGUGCGUCCAGCUAUCGCUGGUUUCACGACGGAUGCUGUGAAUGCGUCGGCGAUAGAUGCAUAAACUACGGAAUUAACGAAAGCAGGUGUUCAGCCUGCAGGAUUCCUGAUGACCUGACCCAAGAUGGAAACAUCUUGGAUGAAGACGAAAUGGACUUUGGAGAGGAUGAAGAUGACGACUUUAGUGUUUAGCUUCGCAUUACUCAAAGUGCCUCUACUGUCUAUUGACGAUUAAUAGACGGUUUGAGUGGCUGAAAGUUUGUCUGGUAACUAUCAGUCGUAUUUUACUUUUAAUGCGGCAUUGAUUGAAAUUAAUUUUCAAACCUGCAAGCCAUAUGUUAUUUAUUGUACUAUUACGCAAAGCGACAGUUUUUAACCCCCUUAAAUACGGUAUUUCUAAGGAACAUUUUCGCUGGUCUUAUUAUUCGUUGCUUGUCUAUAAGUGUUGAGAUUUACAUCGACUUGAAAUGGAAACAUUUAUUUUUAAGGUAUUUGAAGCUUCGCAGUCGUCUGGUGUAAAUAUAGUGUAUAUUUUGUACAGAAGUGAGCUAAAUUAAAUUUGGAACGGGAUUUGAUUAUAGUGGUUUUAUUAGUUUAUGCUUCAAAAAUUGGAAGAACGUGUUCCUGAUAGAAAGAUGGACAAAAUCACAAUGCUGAAUUUAAAAAAAGUUAUUUCUAGUUGUCUUGUAUCCAGUCAUGGUUUUUUUUAAAUAAAAUUGUAUUUUAGAACA